AUGGGGAGCCUCUGGCCUUGGGCGCUGGCUCUGCUCUCUCUGCCAGGACUGAUCCUAGGAGUGCCCUUAGCCUCUAACUGCCAGGGAGCCUGUGUGCCCAGUUUCCUAGAAGAUGUCACCACUGAGGAGACCCAGAAGUCGGAAGACAAGGACAUUCCUGCAAUUAACCAAGGGCUCAUCCCGGAGGAAAACCCAGAAAACAGCUUCCUCAUCGAGGGGGACAUCCUGCGGCCGAGUCCCUUCCAACUACUGUCGGCUUCCAGCAACAAGUGGCCCAAGAACGGAGGAGUGGUCGAGGUCCCCUUUGUGCUCUCCAAAAAGUACAACAAGGCCUGUUGCCAGAUUAUCCUGGAGGCCAUUGCCGAGUUUGAGCGGCUCACGUGCAUCAGGUUUGUCAGCUACAAGGGUCAGAGAGACUUCGUGUCCAUCGUCCCCAUGUUCGGGUGCUUCUCCAGCGUGGGCCGCAGUGGAGGGAUGCAGGUGGUGUCCCUGUCGCCCACGUGCUUGCGGAAGGGUAAGGGCAUCGUUCUGCAUGAGCUCAUGCACGUGCUGGGCUUCUGGCACGAGCAAUCCAGGGCUGACCGGGACCGCUAUGUUCGGAUCAACUGGAAUGAGAUUCGGCCAGGCUUUGAGAUCAACUUCAUGAAGUCUCGAAGCAGCAACAUGAUGGAGCCUUACGACUAUUCAUCCAUCAUGCACUACGGGAGGUUUGCCUUCAGUCGCCGCGGGCAGCCCACCAUUGUGCCUCUCUGGAAUCCCAGUAUCCACAUCGGCCAACGCUGGAACCUGAGCUCCUCAGACAUCACCCGAGUCCUCAGGCUCUAUGACUGUGAUGCGGGCAGGACAGGGUCCAGCCAAGACAAGACCCCUGCAUCUGGCUCCGCAUCCCUGCCGUGGAUUCUGAAGGUCUUGGCAGAGCCCAGGCCUGACCCCAGCGGCCCCACGGUGGAUGGCCAACCAACUCACCAGUACCCAUGGAGGCAGUUCUCCUGA
Messenger RNA from Sorex fumeus (smoky shrew), 993 nucleotides. It is a transcript of the gene ASTL, whose product is annotated as astacin like metalloendopeptidase. The record is from RefSeq and is a predicted model, not a curated record. Gene Ontology annotation, molecular function: metalloendopeptidase activity; zinc ion binding. Bases 1 to 993 code for a protein of 330 amino acids. The transcript is spliced from 10 exons. Gene Ontology annotation, biological process: proteolysis. NCBI's taxonomy places the organism in Eukaryota, Metazoa, Chordata, Mammalia, Eulipotyphla, Soricidae.